This is a messenger RNA of Capsella rubella, 1126 nucleotides long. Its product is annotated as deSI-like protein At4g17486. Gene Ontology annotation, molecular function: deubiquitinase activity. The transcript is spliced from 5 exons. The record is from RefSeq and is a predicted model, not a curated record. Gene Ontology annotation, biological process: protein deubiquitination. Bases 155 to 895 code for a protein of 246 amino acids. Lineage: Eukaryota; Viridiplantae; Streptophyta; Magnoliopsida; Brassicales; Brassicaceae.
UUCCCCUUUCCCUUUUUGUAUCAGCCGGACGUUUUUUUAUAUUCUUCUUCCAAUCUCUCUCUCUCUCUGUCGCCAAUUCCCAGAUUCUCAUUUUUGCAGAGAUUUUAGGAGGAACAUGAUUAUUUGAAUUGGGAGAGACAUUGGUUCGUGUAAAAUGCGGGUGCUUGGUUUGAGCUCAAGCUUAUGUUCAGGUGAGGAUAAGGAACAAGAGAUCACUGGAGAUGGCGCUCUCACGCCUGUCUAUCUCAACGUCUAUGAUCUAACUCCUGUCAACAAUUAUCUCUAUUGGUUCGGCCUUGGCAUAUUUCACUCUGGGAUUGAGGCUCAUGGUUUCGAAUAUGGUUAUGGUGCUCAUGAGUAUUCGAGCAGUGGGGUAUUUGAGGUUGAACCUAGGAGCUGUCCAGGUUUCAUCUUUAGGCGGUCAGUUUUGCUGGGAACCACCACCAUGUCUCGCUCUGAUUUCCGCUCAUUCAUGGAGAAGCUUUCAAGAAAAUAUCAUGGGGACACAUAUCAUCUAAUUGCCAAAAACUGUAACCAUUUCACUGAAGAAGUAUGUGUGCAGGUAACAGGAAAGCCUAUUCCCGGAUGGAUUAAUCGGAUGGCUCGAGUGGGUUCUUUCUGUAAUUGUAUCCUUCCAGAAAGCAUACAGAUCUCAUCGGUUAAUCCUCCUGAAGCCCUUGAGUUCUCUGAUGAUAACGAUGGAUCAGAAGAGUCACUUGCAUCUUCUGUGUCAUACGAAACAGAUGGAGAAGGAUCGGAUCAUCAUCUGAUAACAGCACCAAACAGUGACAUUGCUUAUCUACAAGACAGACCAGUGCGACUUGCCCGUGAGCUCCUCCAAGAACCAGCUGAUGAUGAUGAUGCAUCUCCUGAGUUUCUGUUGAAGCGAUCUUGAUCAUGAUCAUCAGGAACCUGUGUUGUCUGUAAACAAGAAGCGAGGCAAUGGGUCCAUUUUGAGUAUUCUUUCUUUGGAUUUAGAAAUGUAUAAAAAAAAGAUUUGAAAUAUAAAUGAGAACCCAUCUAAGAUAUUGGAUUGUACUUGUAGUGUAAUAUUAGAGACAGACAGAUAUGGUGUGUGGAACUUGUCGACGUAAUUGUGCCAUCUUCUUCUCUCCCUGAGUUCACA